UAUGCUGCAAAAGUAUGUUACUUCUGCUUUCGAAGUACAAACGAGUUUCGUUGAAAGCAUUGUUGGAUAACGCAACAGGUUAUUACAUUCUUGUCGGUCAAUAAUUGAUAGAGGAAAGUUUUAUUAAAAUGACUUGAUAACUUUGACCCUGAAAUGUGUGUUGGUCUCAGUAAUGGAAAAGAAAUGACUGGCCGCAGAUAACUCAAAUUUUGAGGCUGCAAACGAACGCGCUAUGUACAAUGGCAUCGCCUGUAAAAAGAUGACGCUCGACUCUGAGGUAAACCGGUUUGGAUCCUGAUGGUGGAAAAUUUUCACUACCAGUAUUUGUCCGGCAAGAGGAGGAGGGAUGAUGGCGUAAAGUUCCUAAUCACCAGACUUUGUGCGGAUGUCUGGAUUAAAUUCCAAUCCUCUCCAUCGUUUCUCAUGAGAUGGGGGAAUGUGACACUGUUGAUGGUGAUCUAUCUGCUACACAGGAAAUGGUAUACAUUGAGGACCCCCUUGCACUUACUCAAGCUGAUGUAAAACAAGAGAAUUCGUUCGAUAUAACAACAGAAUGCAGCAUAGAAGACAACAGUUCACAAGAUUGGCAAAACUCAGUCCUGAUAAAGGAGGAGAUUGAGAUUGCAGAGGGCUGGGAACUAGCUGGAGAAGAAGCAAGUAUAUAUUUCGAACCAGAGAUGUGCAUUACAGAGGACCAGUGGACACUAGAGAAUUUGCAGGACAAAUUUCCUAAUGGAGAAAAUAGGUUAGCUGCUCAAAGUAAUCAGAAGGAGAGCUGUGGUGAUGAUAUUGAAGUCAUUGACUUGGCCUCUGAUGAUAAUGUUGAGGAAACAACAAUGGAUGUUAAACCUAAAACUGCUCCGAUACUGCGCCGACUAUUGGAACAGGGCCCGGCAUGGGACGAACCUGGGCCAGAGGAGGAGCCCGCAUUCUCCUGCAAGCAGUGUGGUGUGGCUGCUGAGAGUGCCUCGGAGCUGGCGACGCUGUGCGCGUGGCACACUGGCGAGCGGCCCUUUUCGUGCACGACCUGCGAAAAGCGGUUCGCUACACGGGUGCAGCUCUGCAUACACAGCAUCGCGCACUCGCGGGGGCAGCCCUUCCCCUGCCUCGUAUGCGGCGAGGAGAUAUCGCGGAUGGCCCACUUCCGCCACCACAUGGUGCUGCACGACGACUCCAGGAACCGCCCGCCCCGGCGCUGCCUCCACUGCCGCCGCACUUUCCGCGGGGACCGUGAGUGGCAACGGCACCUGCUGCGCGCGCACCGCAUCAACCGCCGCUCUUCUGUGAGCCGAGCACAACCCGGCAGUCCGAAAACACCUGUUGGGAGCUGCUGCCACUGUGGGCGGGAAUUCACAAACAGGGGAGGCUUGCGUCGGCACGAGCUGGCUUGCAGCAAUGGCAACAUGCUGCUUAAACAAGAGGAAUGUAGCACAGAGGGACUAAGAAUCGACAUAGACAGGAUUAUUCACCAGCAGGAUUUGUCUCUGGCGUGACAAGAGUCCAUGUCCUGUGUUCCUCGGCCGACUGUCGCAGAGCAGUCUACGUCGUUGCCAGUUCCUACAGGUGUGGCUGUGGCAGCACUGAGGAGGAAACUACAGGAUAAGAGUAGAAAUUUCUCUGGUGAUCAGACAACUUGACUCUCUGUAAUAAACUCAAACACUUGCCUCAUCAGCUCAGAUCUCAAAAGGCUUAUUGCUUAGUCUUGUGUGUCUUUGUUCUUUGAUUGCCAUAUUCACAUCAUUUCUUCAAGAAAUGAUAAUGAUUGUGUCUUGUGUAAAGACAGUAUUUUUUAGCUUGGGUUUUUCCUGGAUUUUAUACAAGGGAGGAGAUUAUGUCUGUGUUGAAGAGAGUAGUUUACUUGUCAAGUGCCUUGCUUUAGCCAAAAUAUUUGCCAGGUGGUUUGAGAGAAAGAAGCUGUUGACUGUUAAUGUUGAACAAGUGUUUUGUUAUAAUGCAAAUAGUAGUGUAAAAUAAUGUGCAGUUGUAAAUUUAAAAUCAUUCAUUGUUCUUAUUGUUUUUGUGGAAAGACCAAAUGAACGGAUGCAUUGGGAAGAUACAAAUUACAUUUGAGAGGAAGAAGGUUCAAAUCUCUGUACAACUAUCCAGAUUUAGAUUUUCCACAGUUUCCAUAAAUUGUUUAAGUAAAAUCUUGAGAUUGCUAUGUGAAGAGGACAUGGCCAAUUUCCUUCUCCGACUUGAAUUUUCGCUUCAUUUCUAAUAACCUCACUGUUGGUAGGACAUUAAAACCCAAUCUUCAUCUCACACUGUGGAAAGCAAUGUGUGAAAUACUAAUAUGAAAGGGCAGCAAGCUCGUUAGUUGCUCAUGACCUUUGUUGCUGCUCAGGGAUAGUGAGUAACUUGUGGAUUGCGCACAAAUGCUCGCGAGUGAGGCAGCUUGGUGAUACUCGUAGUGGUAGCGAAAUCAGUGAAGUAUAAUAAAUGAUGUGCAAUGAAAACUGCAUGCAUUAUGUUACUUUCUUCUUUGCAUCUUUACAAAUAUCAUAGUAUCAUAAACUAGCCAUAGUUUCCAUUCGUAAGCAUUGCUUAGAAAGAAAAUUUUUGACUACCACAAUCAUACUCAAUUUAUGAAAUACUUCAUGAUUUCAGUGAGUACUCCAAAGAUAUUAUGAUGUGUGUAAUGCUUCUUGUCCCUCUCUUUGACACUGAACAUAACCCAGAGAGUCACAAGUAUCCCUUUCACCCACUAUUUGAAACUAAAAAUAGCAUUAAUAACAGUGUAUUCUGUUGAAUACAGGUCCUACUUCUUUCUCUUAUCUCUACAAAAUAAUGAAGGAAAUUUUUUCAAAACUAGAGGGCAAGAAGAAAAAGCAGAGAGGAAAAUAUUAUGUUUAUUCCUGUAACAGUUGCAAGCUGAAACGUUGUGGGCAGUUGCUUCAGUAAGCAAGAAUCAUUAUUCAGAUUUCUU
This is a messenger RNA of Schistocerca americana (American grasshopper), 2926 nucleotides long. RefSeq names its product zinc finger protein 490-like. NCBI's taxonomy places the organism in Eukaryota, Metazoa, Arthropoda, Insecta, Orthoptera, Acrididae. The record is from RefSeq and is a predicted model, not a curated record. Gene Ontology annotation, molecular function: RNA polymerase II cis-regulatory region sequence-specific DNA binding; DNA-binding transcription factor activity. Bases 429 to 1493 code for a protein of 354 amino acids. Gene Ontology annotation, biological process: regulation of transcription by RNA polymerase II. The transcript has 9 exons.